AUGUCGAUUCUGUCGACAAGGACAAGGACCAAGGGAGGCCCUGCGCGCACGCGUCGGUUCCAGCAGACAGGUUGCAACGGUCAAAAUGAGCGACGCCGGGAAGGAGGACACUUCGCACCCAAGCCUAUUGCACUGCAACGUAAUGUACGGCACUGUCCAGCACGACAAAGUGCAGAACAGGACAUACAAAAUAUCUGGUCCAGUAAACCUGAUCAAGGCUGGCUGGCCACAGUGGCACUGCGUUGUCAGGCCAAGUCUUCCUCUCAGCGACAGAAAGCCCAUGCAAUUGACAAACAUCAGUCGGCAAGGGACGCGGCUUUCCGUCACGGGCAGACUGUUGAACUCGCCCGCCGUAAUGUUCGUAUGUACAGAGUACUCCAUACAGAUGGGCCAAAACGAUGUGCCAGUUCUGCUCGGCUCGGUGCCUCUCUCCGUUGCUCACUUGGUGCCUGGUGCGCAGCGGCAUCUUGGCUGGCAAAGACAAUGAUCCAAAAAGGUGACGAUGGUCCACUCGGCGCACCUCACCCUUUUCGACAGCCACCGCCUUUGUCCAGGGACCCACUGGGAUUGAACAUUGAUGUGCGACUGGCCAUAAAUGAGAACAUAAGGCGCUGGGCAGACGACCUGGCAAUCUCCACCAACUGA
Messenger RNA from Pochonia chlamydosporia 170, 645 nucleotides. RefSeq lists its product as hypothetical. The transcript has a single exon. NCBI's taxonomy places the organism in Eukaryota, Fungi, Ascomycota, Sordariomycetes, Hypocreales, Clavicipitaceae. Bases 1 to 645 code for a protein of 214 amino acids. The record is from RefSeq and is a predicted model, not a curated record.